This is a messenger RNA of Ceraceosorus guamensis, 1670 nucleotides long. RefSeq names its product alpha/beta-hydrolase. Bases 286 to 1260 code for a protein of 324 amino acids. The transcript has 4 exons. The record is from RefSeq and is a predicted model, not a curated record. NCBI's taxonomy places the organism in Eukaryota, Fungi, Basidiomycota, Exobasidiomycetes, Ceraceosorales, Ceraceosoraceae.
CGCAGAGCAACACGCUUCCAUCACAGACGUACCACGAAACAGCGAAGAAAGCCCAUCUUGGAUUGCCUUGCGGUGCUUGCUGUGUUGAUUUCCACAUCAUCAAACCAGUCCUUCCCCCGUUCUACGUCGUCGCUGCAAAAUCAUCGACGAGACUUGUGCUGACGAUACAAGCAGCAACCUUCUUCUGAGCUUUUCUCGGAUCGUGAUUGCGGUACCCGUGCUCCUUCUCCACUUCCACCUCCAAACCGACCUCGUUCUCGUUGCGCAACGUUGAUUGCUGCCAGCAUGGCUGCUCCUCCACCCACCACGACAUUCGAAACGAAGGAUGGUGCAAAGAUUGCCUAUCAUGUCUAUGGCAAGGAUCUGCUGGGAAAGGUGACGCCUAUAGCAUUGAUCAUGGGCAUGUCGGGAGUGAUGGAGGAUUGGUCGCCGCUAUCCGAGACGCUAGGAAUCACUCGACCCGUGCUGGUGUGGGAUCAUCGAGGCAUCGGUCAUUCCAGCGUACCAGCCGAUUGGGAUUACGAUCUCUCUCUUCAACUCAUGGCUUCCGACUUGCUGGAACUGUUGAACGGGCUGGGAAAAGACUGGCAAAACACCCACUUGCUGGGUUGGAGCAUGGGCGGACACAUCUUGCAGACCCUCUUGACCUUGCCUGAUGCGAAAGAGGAUGGCAAGGGCGGACUGAAUAUCAGAGGGAUCAGAGUCCCUUCGGCUAUUUUGGCAGCUACCAUGACGAAGAUGCCUCGAGGAGAUUUCAAGCCCGAUGAGCUGGAAGCCGCCGCUGCCAAUGCCAAAUCAAAAGAGGAGCGCAACAAGCUCAUGUCGGAAGCCAUCAUGGCCCUGCAAUACUUUCCCGAAUGGAUCACCUCCUCCCAAGACCACGCUUCCCUGCUAGCCCAUCGCGUCAAAGUUUCCCUCGAUACGCGUCGUCCUCAAGAGAUCAUCGGCCUUCAAAUCGGAGCUAUAGGAGCGGUGGAUACUAGACCCGACCUUUAUCGCAUUCCCCAAACCUUACCUACGCUCGUCAUUCAUGGAAAGAGGGAUCGCAUGGUGGCUUAUUCGGAGAGCGAACAUAUCCUAAAGGGCAUCAAGCACGCCACUAGACUCGACACUCCCAAUGAUCAGAUUGGUCACUUUUGGUUCGACUUCCUCACCACCAACUUUUGGGUCGACUCUAUCAACGCCCACCUCGACUCUGCCAAACAUGUCCAAGCAGCAACCGCAAAUUCCAAAACGUCCGCGCAGCAAUCCAAGUUGUAGUCCCCCCCACACAAAUGCUCUCUCUCCCCGCGAAUAGUCGCUUCUACACCUCGAACUGCUCGUCAGGCUCCAGCUGUACGUGCUCCCGCUCGUGUAGGUCUUGCGUUGGGAUUUGCAGGCACGCGCCAUACUUUUGGCCCAAGCGGCCCAGACCUCCUUCGCGCCUCUUCUUCUUCUGCUCACGAGCAGCGCGGUCAGCACAAUCGAGACUCUAUGCAGCAUUGAUGUUACAUAUCGAGGCGCGCGUGCAGUAAAUAAGAAAUGGGAGAUGGUAGAGCAGAUGGAUGUAGCUAUCAAACGAAGCAGCAGCAGAAAAGCCAUACACUUUGGUUUGGCGUGGUCCCUACGAUGCAGACAGACGACUGCGCCGUGCCCAGCCGGAUUCCUGUCAGCUAAUCACACGAAGCGUC